This is a messenger RNA of Cucurbitaria berberidis CBS 394.84, 2972 nucleotides long. RefSeq lists its product as uncharacterized. Gene Ontology annotation, cellular component: nucleus; nuclear origin of replication recognition complex. Lineage: Eukaryota; Fungi; Ascomycota; Dothideomycetes; Pleosporales; Cucurbitariaceae. The transcript is spliced from 2 exons. Gene Ontology annotation, biological process: DNA replication initiation; DNA replication. The record is from RefSeq and is a predicted model, not a curated record. Bases 290 to 2665 code for a protein of 791 amino acids. Gene Ontology annotation, molecular function: DNA replication origin binding; ATP hydrolysis activity.
UCGUUGAAUGACUCUCUAGCUACUGAAAGUGAUGUCUGGGGAAAAGGCCGACGGAGAGGAAGGCGCAACCGGGGAAGUUGGUGUUUUCCUUGGCAAGUACAGGGGCGGCAAGAAACGACGGGGCGGAAUUUUGGCGCGACGCGACUUGGACGUUCACGCGCCUCGAGCAGCAGCCUUCACCACCGCCAAGAUCGACCCCAUUCACCUAUCAUGACCACUAUGACGUACCUGCAAUAACGUACCUCGAACGGAGAUCUCCUCAUAGCCUCAAAGCGCCCCGAUUCCCGCCAUGGAGGAUGCUCCACGCUCCUCCAAACGGAGGAAGGUCGAUACGCCGAAGCGCAUUGUGUCCAGCCCGUUGGCAAAGAGUACGGCAAAAAGGGCCUCUGGAAGGCUUGCGACCCGGUCCGUAUCGUACAACCAAGGGGCUGCUGUUUCGGAUCUCGAAGAGGAACCUACAUCUAGGCGCAGAAGUCGGCCCCUCAAGCCUGUAAAGAACAGCACCGCUGGGAAGCAUGCAGCUGUCGAGGAUAUAGACAUAUACGAUGACAUUGAGGGAGCUUUGACUGUGGACAUUUCAUCUCGAAAAACGCAGCGGCGGCAGCAGACGGCCUCGAGAGAAGAUACUGCGAGUACAGGAGAAGCGACGGACGAGCUGCAGCAAGUCGCUACAACACAGAAGCGUGCGAUUGCCCGGCCUACGAAGGCCAAAACCACAAAACAGAGUGCGAGAGAGAGCGGUACACCUGCUACGUCGGCACGCAAAGCAGCUGCUCCGCGGUCCAGCGGCCGAAAGAAGAGGGAGCAAGCUCCAGCCGUCGAGGUUGACGAAGAAACGGACGAACCACAGAAUGCUACCAACAGUACCAUUGCGGUAAAGAAACAACCCCCCAGGAAAACUCCUGCUAGCACACGGAAAAGAGCUACACUCAAAGACGAAGAAUUGCCUGUAGCAACGCGCUCAAAACUAUCCAAGCGGCGAAAACCUAUAGACGAGCAUACCGAAGUUCCAGAGACGGAGGACGAGCUCGGUGAGUCGGUGCCUCCAAGUAGCAAAAGACUGAUCACAAGCACAAGGCGACGCCUGAAUCGCACGGAUCAUAUCAGCAAUCAAGACGAAGAGCACUGGUCUGAUGCUGAAGAGCCAGCCAAUGGGCAUAGUGAAGAUGACCUGGAAGUCGAUGGUAACAGUGUCUUGGGUAGUGUCUUAGACCCCACCGAGCCAAGUCCCUUUAACAAACCUUCUUCGGUCCAAAAAGAGAAGGUUGCGCCCCCGCUCAUCUAUGGCAACCUGGUAGCAGGUCGAGAACUGGACCUGCUCAAGACCAUUGUCAUGGAACGCAUCAUGGGCAAGCGCCCCUCUCCGCUAGUUGGCCUGGACGAUGAGUACAAGUCGGUGUACCAGCUCGUUGAGCAUACCAUCACGGCUGGUGAAGGCAACUCGAUGCUUGUCAUCGGGGCACGAGGCAGCGGGAAGACCGCGCUUGUGCAAAGGGUCUUGUCUGAAGUUGCCAAGGACAACGGCGGGGAGUACCAUGUCGUUCGACUAAAUGGCUUCAUUCACACCGAUGACAAGAUUGCGCUUCGCGACAUAUGGCGUCAACUAGGCAGGGAGAUGGAGAUUGAAGAAGACGGCAGUGGACCAGGGAAGAAUUACGCCGACACUCUGACCACACUUUUGGCCUUGUUGUCCCAUCCUUCCGAGCAAACAGGCGAGCUCACCGAUCAAGUCGCGAAAGCAGUCAUUUUUGUCAUGGACGAAUUCGACCUUUUCGCCCAGCACCCGCGCCAGACACUGCUCUACAAUCUCUUCGACAUCGCGCAGUCUAGGAAAGCUCCCAUCGCGGUGCUUGGGCUUACCACGCGUAUAGAUGUGACGAACAGUCUCGAAAAACGUGUCAAGAGUCGCUUCAGCCAUCGCUACGUGCACCUCAGUCUAGCAAAAACUUUCACUGCGUUCCAGGAGAUUAGCAAAGCUUGUUUGACUGUGCAGCCGGAUCAGCUCAGUGUUGAAGAGAGGGGUAUACUAGAGGGUGGCUCAAAGAGUACUCCGGCGAAGAAAGGGAAAAGGAGCGUGAACCAAGACAUUCUGGCGGAGUGGAACGCCAAUAUCGAUAAACUUUUCGCAUCCCCAUCCUUCCUAACAACCCAUCUGGCACCUACUUUCUACCGCACAAAAUCUAUCCCCUCGGUUCUAACUUCCUUCCUCCUCCCCACCGCUUCUCUAUCUGCAGACACCCCUUUUCAGCCUGUCAACCUACUCAGUCCGCCAGAUUCCAAACUCACCCUGAUACCACACCUCUCCACCCUCGCGCUCUCGCUGCUGAUCGCCGCUGCCCGCCUAGACAUCAUCCACGACUCCGAUACAUGCAAUUUCAACAUGACAUACGACGAAUACGUCACACUGGCUUCCAAAGCUCGUAUCCAAUCUGCAGCUGGCGGCCUGUCUUCAAGCAGUAGCACAAGCAAAGUCUGGGGCAAAGACGUAGCGAAAAAGGAAUGGGACGGACUCGUUGAACUGGGGUUAGUGAUGCCGGUGAUCGCGGGGCAGGUGGGUGGGUUUGGAAUGAUCAAGUGUGAUGUUGCCUUGGAGGAGAUUGGCGAGGUUUUGAAGAGGGAGAAGGGUGUGGAUAAGGGGUUGGAGAGGUGGUGCCGGAGUCUCUGAGGGAGUGGUACUGGGUCUGCGUUUAUGGUUGUCUUGGACUUUUUGGGAGGUGUGUGCAUAGUGAGUGAUCGGUCAUGGUGUCCUGUUGGAUGCCGGUGCGUGCAUAUUGUAUAUGGGACAUACAUAGCUAACGGCGCAUUGUUACACGGUAUAGAUAUGGCAUUGUUGGAAGGGCUGAUAUAUUCCUUCUCUCACGUAUCCUUCAUACUCCAAUGCAUACCCCUGUCGACAAUUCGCGACCGGUUGUGCACUCUAAAUCUCCCAAGCACAUGUUAAUAUGUACCUGUAUGUGUUCAAAUGCGUUCGU